AUGGCCAAAGACGGUAAAAGAACGCCGGCAGUCACCGUCCAAUCGCACGUCUAUGCCUUUUGUCGCAUCUACCGCCGUCAGCUCCAUACACUUGUGCUGGUCGCGAUACUGCUGAGCAUCGCGUCAAUGAUGACGCGGAUCAUGGAACUCUCUACCGCGUCGGGCGGUUUGUACGGGAGUCAGUCGGCGCGCAGUGUUUUGCGCUCCGAGUCGUCUGAUGGCUACGCGGUAGUGUUAUCUGUUGCUGGCAGAGGGAGCCAGCGCCCAGAGCCUCAUGUCGCACGUGCAGAUUCGACGACGUCGAUUACGGAACGAGCGGCGAAACUGAGCGUGGCGCAACAAGCGCCACUCAAGUUUGUCGUCGAGCAACCUACGAGACCGCCUUACGUCUACGAAAGUAACAAGACACGGGACGAGUGCUAUGCGCGACGAGAUAUGGGGAUCUUUGAUACUGUGCGUCGUUCGGCCAGGACUUUUUGCGCCAAUGGAGGGUGGGACGGCUCGAAACUGGCGCCCGUGAGUGCGAAUCAAGCGACCAAAGUGUCGACGUACCGCAUUGCCAAGAGCAUUCGCAGUGCAACGUUCCAGAACCUCAUGCUGGAUUUCGUGAAUGUGUCGAUCAAAGCGCCCAUUAAAAGCAUAAAAGACGAUGGGGGUGGGCACGAUCCGAGGUUCCAGUUCAACAUGAAGCUGGUGAAUUGCGCGUGCGACGAAUUCGCGAGCUAUUAUCGUAAUGAGCUGUCGGGGUAUAAAGAGCGCAAAUAUGAAAUGUUGUGGCACCCCCACUUGAUGCCAGUGCCGAAACGUGGCAUCCCAAAUCCAUUGAUUUGUUCGGAGAGGAGACCGAAAGCAACAAACCGAUCGGCGUGGGACUUUGUGAACAAUCCACUUACAGCGCCAGAUGACCACGAGACGGUGGUGUUCGAAGACCCUGUCGUGUUGAUGGCACGCCAUGACGACCACAACCCAUUUUUUCAGCUGUCGAACGCGUUGAACGCGUGGAUUAUGCUCACGGCGCUAGAGUGGGAUACUGCGAAGACCCGUGUGAUUCAUCUGGAUGCGGGGUACCCUUCACCCUACGAUGCAUUGCAAAGAGUCAUGUUGGGACCCAACUAUGAGAUUAUUGAUGGCGCAACGCUGAUCGGUAAACGUGUACACUUUCGUGGGGAUGUGUUGCUCAGUGCGUUUGAGUCGUCUGGGCCCUUGAUGGAGCAUCUAGGUAAGGCUGAGCCGUGCUAUGACUCCGAGUUGCUGAAGACGUUCCGCGCGCAGUCUCUUCUCAAGAUGAACAUAACGCCGGAAGUUGAACGUGGGCUCGGUGUGUCCAGGAUCCGACCAAUGUAUGUGACCGUGAUUACUCGCCGGCCAUACUUGGGACGUAAGCUGCAACGCAUAUGGGUGAACGAGGACGAGGUGAUGGCAAAGAUGCGGAAGGACUACAAAGAUUUGAACGUAGAGUUCCGCUCGAUCGACUACGUGAACAUUACGCUACAUGAGCAGAUGAAGCUUACUAUCGAGAGCGACAUGGUGGUCGGCAUGCACGGUGCUGGUCUGGUCAACGUGAUUUGGACGCGCCCAAUGACUACGGUGGUGGAGAUUUUCCCAAAGAAGAAGCGUCGUUACGGGUAUCGGAAUAUAUGCCAACUCGUGGGAUGUGACUGGCACGAGUUUCGUGGCGGCAAGGACAUUGGAGGUGGCUUGGAUCCGAACUCUAAGAACAAGCGUAUUCCAUAUGCCGAGUGGAAGACGUAUUUCCAUCCGGUGUUUCAGCAAGCGUAUGACGCUUAUGAGGAGCGACAGGCUGUGUUGCAUGGGCAAGCGCUGUAG
This is a messenger RNA of Hyaloperonospora brassicae, 1827 nucleotides long. NCBI's taxonomy places the organism in Eukaryota, Oomycota, Peronosporomycetes, Peronosporales, Peronosporaceae. The record is from the annotation of a GenBank genome assembly.